This is a messenger RNA of Arachis duranensis, 714 nucleotides long. RefSeq lists its product as uncharacterized. The record is from RefSeq and is a predicted model, not a curated record. The transcript has 2 exons. Gene Ontology annotation, molecular function: nucleic acid binding. The coding region runs from base 1 to 714 and encodes 237 amino acids. Lineage: Eukaryota; Viridiplantae; Streptophyta; Magnoliopsida; Fabales; Fabaceae.
AUGAAUUUUGUUUUAUUGGCUGAUGAGUUAUAUAAAAAAGGGAUUGAUGGAAGUUUGAUGAGAUGUUUGAGUCGAGAAGAUCAGAGUAUUGCUUUGGGUGAAGUUCAUAAUGGAAUUUGUGGUGCUCAUCAGGCAGGGAAGCAAAUGAAAUGGGUGUUAUGUCGUAUUCAUGUAUACUGGCCAUCUAUGAUAAAAGAUUGUAUUGAUUAUGUAAAGGGAUGUCAAGAAUGUCAGAAACAUGGCUCGAUACAACAAAUUCCAGCAGCUGAAUUACAUUCGAUAAUAAAGCCAUGGCCAUUUAGAGGUUGGGCUUUGGAUCUAAUUGGGUUGAUUCACCCUCCUUCAUCGAAACAACACAAUUUUAUUUUGGUGGCUAUUGAUUAUUUCACAAAAUGGGUUGAGGCUAUUCCGUUAAUAGAAGCUACUGGGCAAGUAGAGACCGCGAAUAAGAUAUUGAUAGGCUUAAUUAAAAAGCAUAUCGGGAAUAGGCCUCAAACAUGGCAUGAAACUUUAAGUCAAGUAUUAUGGGCUUAUCGAAAUUCACCAAGGGGUUCGACAGGAACUUCACCUUAUAAAUUGGUGUAUGGCCAUGAUGCAGUGCUACCAUUAGAAAUUAAUUUGAAUACUUUAAGGGUAUCAAAACAGAAUAACUUGCCAGUCGAUGAUUAUUGGAAUGCAGUGUUUGAUGAAUUAAAUGAUUUAGAUUCGGAGUGA